This is a messenger RNA of Alosa sapidissima (American shad), 3964 nucleotides long. Its product is annotated as FH2 domain-containing protein 1-like. Bases 550 to 3045 code for a protein of 831 amino acids. The record is from RefSeq and is a predicted model, not a curated record. Lineage: Eukaryota; Metazoa; Chordata; Actinopteri; Clupeiformes; Clupeidae. The transcript has 13 exons.
AGUGCACCUGGUUAUAGCCCCGUUAGGUAGGCUGUAGGUGGGAGAGCAGAUGAUUGUGUGUGUUUGUACAGGCCCCUUGCCAACAUCGUCCAGCUGAAUGUUUGGCGAAGUUUUGAGUGUUUGUUGAGGUCCAAGUGUAUGCAGAGCUGUGGUGUUUAUCGCGAACGGUAUCGGCCCCUUGGACAUGUGAGGGCAGUCAUCUCUGGGCGGGGAAGGUUUCAGACAGGCGUGACCGCGCACAGCUAUCUGGGAGUUUUAACACAGACAGACAGACAGUACGUUAACGGAGACACUGAAUGUUGAUGUCCUGUUGAACACACACAGGAAUGAUGGGAUUCACUGACGAAACCCAUCACCCCCAAUCCACAUGGAUUUGUAAGCAGAGUCAUCCAUCCGUUGCUCGUGAAAACCGUAAACCAAGUAAACUGGACAAGGCUGAUAGUAGCUGUGGGCUAAGAGGGGUGGACCUUAUUCCAAGUACAAAAACAGGACAUCAGACCUCUGUGUUUACUUCCAGCUCCUACAGUAUCUGAAUCCAGAGUAUAUUAGAUGGAUCAGAUGCCAGCUCUUCCUCCUAUUCCUCCUCCUCCUCCUCCUCCUCCUCCUCCUCCUCCCCUACUUUCCCCAUUGUCUUCCAUCGAUUCGCCAACAUGUCCCAAACUACGGAAGCUGAACUGGGACCAGAUCCCGAGGGAACGAGUGAUGGGACGCCGGAGUGUGUGGACUGGCUCGGACGAGUUCCGCAUCGACAUGUCCUCCCUGGACGAACUCUUUGGACAGAAGGCGAGCCAUCCAGUGUGGAAGGGCAACAGGAUCCAGAUCGGAAGUCCCCAGGCUCUUACGACCUCCCAGAGCAUACCAGAGCGGGUAUCAAUCCUGGAUGGAAAGCGCAGCUUGAACAUCGGGAUAUUUCUGCGACAUUUCAAAAGCACCAUCCAGGAGAUCAUAGAGGAUGUCAGACAGGGCCGGGGUGACCGCUACGGGAGUGAGAAACUGAAUGAGCUCUGCAAACUGCUGCCGGACACAGAGGAGGAAAAACGGUUCAGGGCAUUUCAAGGACAUCACAGCCAACUGGAGCAGCCAGACUUCUUCUUGCUACUUCUGAUUGGGGUUCCCAGCUUCCGCUUGCGUCUUGAGGCUAUGAUUCUGAAGGAGGACUUUGACCCCGCCAUGAGCUCUGUCUGCAACUCAGCCCAGUGUUUGGUGAAAGCAGCAACAGAGCUGAUGAACUGUGCUGAGUUGCACUCUAUUCUACGACUCGUUCUUAAAGCUGGAAAUUACAUCAAUGCAGGAGGUUACGCUGGCAAUGCUGCUGGGUUCCAUAUCGUCUCACUUCUCAAGUUGGCUGAGACCAAAACCAACAAACCAGGAAUGAACCUGCUGCACUUUGUAGCUAUGGAAGCCACAAAGAAAGAUCCAUGCCUACUGUCAUUUCAACACAAGAUCAGCCAUGUGGAACCAGCUGCAAGACUGUCUCAGGAUGUAGUGACAGAGGACCUCUCCCAGUUGCGGAAGCGGGUUGUUGCUCUUCAAGGUGCCACUCAGAUCGAGGCUGAUCUGCAGCAGCAGAAUAAACUUUUUCUGCAGGGAGCGGAGGAGAAGCUGAAGGAGGCUGAGGAGGAAGUGAAGGCUAUGCUCAGCGCUCGGCAAACCCUGCUGGACUUCUUCUGUGAGGACGAGAUGACCUUUAAACUGGAGGAGGCCUGCAGCAUCUUUCAUUCCUUCCAACUGCGUUUUCAUAGAGCUGUGCAGGAGAAUAAGAUGCGCGAGCAGCUGGAGGAGAGGCGUGUUGAGCGGGAGCGAGCAGAGAUGGCGAGAGCGAAGGUCCAAGCCGGGAAACGGCGCUCCAUCGCCUCCUGCACUGCCCUGGAGGCCGAGUGGGAAGAGGAAGCAAACGAGCUGGCUGCUACCCUGGAGACGACUCUGUUGAAGGACCUGUGCCACCCGUUCCACUACCGCCGCGCGCGGGCAGGCCCCGGCUCUCGGCCAGGUGUUGGCUCCCGGCCAGGAGCCGCCUCCCAGCCACGGCCCGCCUUGCGCAGCCUCGCCGAACAGGACUCAGAGGAGGCAGAGGCGGACCAACAACGGAAGCACAUGGAGCUGACCGCACUACUCCUGUCCGGCACAGAUGACCAGAGAACCACCUCAAGGGAGGCAGAGACCGCGCGAGCCUUAGCCCAAAUCAGACAGCCUUCCUCGGGCGUUCCCCGGCCGAGGCUUCAGGCCAUGGUGCGCUCACGUCCUAAGGUCGGGGAGACCCACACUCUGGUAAGAGGCCUGCACUCCUACAGGAGCAUGACCCUGCCCCCGCCCAGAACAACACCUCUCAGCAGGUGCCCACAGAAGAGGGAGGAGAAGGAGAUGGAGGAGGAGGUGGCGCAGGUGGCACAGGUGGCACAAGUGGCACAACCAGCACAGCCACCUGGGGCUGCAGUCACAGCAGCUGCCAGCAGAGUCCAGAGAGGAAGCCUGCCCAGGAGGUGGGGAAUCACCCAUGCGAAUAAGAAUGCCAGCCAGAUGAGCAAGCAGCCCAGUCACCUGUGUGCUGUCCAGAAGACUGAGCCGGAGGACAGAGGUAGAGGCAAGGCCAACAACCCACUGCGCCGUCUGCUGGAGAAGGCAAAGCCAGACCGAGAGAGGAGCAAGGAGAAAGAGAGGGAGAAGAGCAAAGAGAGAGAGAUCGAGAAGAAAGACAAGCAGGGGGAGAAGAAAGAGAAGGACAAAGACAAGAAGGACAAAGCUAAGUGUACGACAGAAGACAAGACCUUGAGCCCCAGUGACGAUGUGGAAGCAUUGGGAGGCCCCUCCACAGCCAUAUCCAGACUCCCAGCGACGCCGAUGACCUUUACACACGGGAACUGUAUCCCUCGCAUGUUUCAGAGCUCUAUGUUUACCACAGCGCGGGCGCUGCGCUCUGCCGUCAUCACGGCCGCCACCGCAGCCAAGUGGGACAGAAGCCGCAGCUCGACCCCCACCAAGAGCUUAGGAUCCCGCUUACCCACACCUGUGCCUGCCCGGGACAUUUCGCAGACCCGGAAGAUGUGAAACUGAGGGAGUCUGUGCUUCAGCACAUUCUCUUCUCUACUUUCUAAUUGUCACAUGUGCUGUGCUGAGAAUACUUUGUUUACGUAAAGAUCAGGAGCAACAUGUCUUUACACACCCAAAGCUGACCUCAAAUCAUACUGUUGAAGGAGAAAACAUUCACAGAUUUAGAACCCUGUCAGAUUCAAAACAUGCAUAACAGUAAGAACUUCAAGACUUUCUUCAUUUUAUUGGAGGGCUUGGUGAACAACACUACCUCCUCCUGAUUUAAAAUAGUUGACUCUUGGCCUUGUUUUUUGUAUGUGUGUGUAUGGUGGUGUUCACAAAUUUCAAAUCAUUUUAAAAGUUUGAGAUAAAAAUAAAUCUCAGGAACCUAAACAACAAAAGUUAAGAAUUUCAAAUAAAAAUGGUGGAUAUCAUGUUGGAAACUAUCUGGAAUAUGUGUGUGGUGACCAUCUUACUAUAAUCAACAUUGUAAAUGAGAUUGGAAAACAUAUAUUGUCAGCUUAUACUUGAGUGAGAGAGAGCAAUGUGAAGUAGACAACACAAUGGACUUGCUCCAAGUGUUGCUUUUGAAGUGAGAUGUGUUGAGUUGUGUUUUAUGGAGCAGCCACAAAAGAUCAGAAACUAUAACCGUUGUUCAGGAAGCCUCGGGAAGUAGGAGAUGGUGGAAGAGAUUGGGAGGAGAGUUUAACGCCUAUCAAACUGGGUGGAGAACAGGAAAACUGCAGGAAAGGAAUAAAGGGGAUAAAGAAGGUAGCUGAGAAGUUGUUAUUGGAAAUGUUGCUUUGUGGUGUGCAGUAGAAUUUAGCAAAUGAAGAUGGCUGAGGUGAAUGUCUUCAAGAAGUACACAGAAAAGUUAUUUCUACAUUUAUUUUGACAUAUUUGACAAAGAUAUGGUUAUUAAAAAUAAAGAAUGUAA